Fundulus heteroclitus (mummichog) is the source of this 1687-nucleotide messenger RNA. RefSeq lists its product as uncharacterized. The record is from RefSeq and is a predicted model, not a curated record. Bases 25 to 1065 code for a protein of 346 amino acids. NCBI's taxonomy places the organism in Eukaryota, Metazoa, Chordata, Actinopteri, Cyprinodontiformes, Fundulidae. The transcript is spliced from 2 exons.
ACAGGGUAUUCCCCGUAUGAACUCAUGUUUGGCAGGCAGCCAAGGUUGCCCAUCGAUCUCAUCCUUGGAACUCACCCUGGCAAACCUAGUCCGACGUCAUACUCUAACUACGUUAAAACCCUUCGGCAAAACCUUUCAGAGAGUUACGCCCUUGCCAUUGAACAUUCUAAGAAAAUGAGUGACAAAAACAAGGUGCGUUUUGAUAAAAAGAUCAAAGCUGCUGAAUUGUUUUCAGGCGAUAAAGUUUUAGUACGAAACGUCAACAUCAGAGGGAAGCACAAACUUGCUAACCGUUGGGAACAAAACAUCUAUGUUGUCGUUAAACGGAUCAAAGACAGUCCGGUUUACGUAGUCAGACCAGGAAAUGGAGAUGGCCCGAACCGUACAUUGCACAGAGAUUUGCUUCUCCCCUGCGGUUUCUUACCUGUUGAGGACCAUGCAGGACCAGACAUUCCACCUGGUAAUCAAAGGAAAACAAGAACCAGGAGUAAAGUGAACAAGGCAGAACCAAGUGACCAGGAUGGAGAGUGCAGUAUGGAUGAAAUGAGUGAUGAGGAGGACUUCAGUUUCACUAGAUGGGAGCCGGAAAUCGUUACAAGAGGGCCUUAUGUUCAAACUGGAGGAAAUCCUCCAAGUGCCACCUCAUCUGUUGAUGUUAUUCCACAAAACUCCUUGCCGAAUGCAAAUGCGUGUCCUUCACCUGAAGUGCCUAAUACACGUGGUUCUGAUUCUGGUCAUUUAGACGUCAGCUCCUCAGACCAUGUUAUUAUCGACAUGUCCGAAACUGACCUUGAACCUACCUUGAUUGACACAGACCUCACUUCAGAAAUUGUUGGCGGUACAGACAAUGUUGUUAGUGCUGAAACUAGUGCUACAGAGCCAGUAAGUUUGAGACGUUCGGAAAGAGAACGACGCCCACCUCAGAAGUUGACCUAUGAUGAGUUAGGAGAGCCACUGACUUUGGCCAUUAGCUCAUUUUUUCAAGCGUUGAGUUGCAUUCUCCAAAUGUCACCACAAAAGGGUUCCAGUUGGGUUGAUGUGCAUGAAGGGACUCAUGCGGUCUAGAGGGGGAGGAUGUAACCCAUGGUUAUUUUGUCAGUAUAUAUAUAUGUAUUUUUUUUUUAUUUUUCCUAAAUUGCUUGGAAAAAAACAUGUUUUUGUUGAGUGCUGGGGUUUCCCACGGCACUGUGAAUGCAACGCACCUGUUUAGAAGCGUGUCACGGAGCUCCUCCCUGCUCAGAGCUAGCGCGUUUUUCUUUCACGGCGUUUGUCUGCACGGAGCAAGGCAAGAGAUGUUGUGGGAGUUCGGUCGUAUAACUCGUUAAGACAACAGAGUGCUUCUGUUGAAGAAUAUCCUGGCUGGUUUUUUGACACGGCUGCAGAACCUGCUGUUACUGCCUGAGUGGUUUUUUCCUGUGGACUGGACUAGAAGCCACCGGAGGCGUUGAUGCAGGACGUUCCAUAUGUGAAGGCCACCUGGUUCCUUGGAGGGUGGUAGGAUAGAAAAGGAUUUCUCAUCUUGUUCUGUGGAUCCCUACUUUUUUUUUGAGAUCUCAAACAAUUUUUUUGUUGCUACUUUCAUUGGGUCAGAUCUGACACCAAACAAAAAAACAAAAAACAUUUUGAUGCAUCAGAGUUACUGGAGUUCAAUUUAAAUACCAACCCAAGGAAAAGUGACGGACGGUGC